Zeugodacus cucurbitae (melon fly) is the source of this 4019-nucleotide messenger RNA. RefSeq names its product protein bride of sevenless (gene boss). The transcript is spliced from 6 exons. Lineage: Eukaryota; Metazoa; Arthropoda; Insecta; Diptera; Tephritidae. The record is from RefSeq and is a predicted model, not a curated record. Bases 1243 to 3831 code for a protein of 862 amino acids. Gene Ontology annotation, biological process: visual perception; G protein-coupled receptor signaling pathway. Gene Ontology annotation, molecular function: adenylate cyclase inhibiting G protein-coupled glutamate receptor activity; sevenless binding. Gene Ontology annotation, cellular component: membrane.
UUUUAAGAUAUCGUUUUGAAAUUUUACAGAUGUUAUUUUCUCUUCAAGAAGCUGCUCAUUUGUCGGAAUUGCGGAUAUCGGACCACUAUAUCAUAUAGCUGCCAUACAAACUGAACGAUCGGAAUCAAGGGCUUGUAUGGAAAACUUCCGCAUUUUACUACAUAUCUUCACGAAAUUUGGUGUGAGUUAUUGUUCAUAGAAUUAAUUUAAUCUCCGAAGAAAUUAUUCAGAUCGGUUAACUAUAGCAUAUAGCUGCCGUACAAACUGAAUAAUCGAAAUCAAAUGCUUGCAUGGGAAACUUUCUCAUUUGACACUACAAUAGCUGAAGAAAUUCUGCAGAUCGGAUAACAAAACCUGCCAUACAAACUUAAAAAUCAAAAUUAAGUUCUUAUGUGACAAGGAAUGUUCAUAAAAUUUAGUAUGGAUUAUUGCCCAAGAUAUCGUUUUAAUCUUCAAAAGACUUACUUUUUCUUACGUCUUUAGGUUUGCAUAAACACAUAGUUACUAAAAGAAAUGCACCUGUGAAGGGUAUAUUAGCUUCGAUACAGCCGAAGUUAACGUUUUUUCUUUUUUUUUUAAUAACCGAAUAUUAUUUUCACCAUUACCAUAAUCCAUAACGUACCCCAUAGAUAAUAUUACGGAGGCCAGUGCACUUUUGUCCCAAAAACAAUAUUCAUAUACACACGUUCGAGUAUGUACAUACAUAUGUACAUAUUUAUGUAUGUAUGUAAACACAUAAUUUAUGCGAUAUCACCGUAGCAACAUAAAGCGAUGCCAAACAUUGUUAAGUUGUAAUUCAGCGUGGUGAACUCAGAGGUGACAUAUAUAAUCAGACAUAUGUCUACAAAAUCAUAACAAACCAUUUUAUCUUAGUGGCUCACUGCUUAUACAAUAAUCAACCUGUGCGCAUUUAAUUAUUAUUACCACAAAUAUUUAUUGGUUUUGGAAAAUAACGAAGACCGACCUUAAUGGUAAGGGAGCAUGCGCUGCAUGCCAUAUUCACUCUGUGUAGUUGAGCUUAAAUUUGGUGAAGCGUUAAGUCCAUCUCACUCAAAUUCUACAAAUUAACUAGUGAACGCAGGGCAAUGUAAUAAUGAAAGCAAGCCGUACAACAGUUAAAAUUCUACUCCCGGUUAAAAGGUACCUCAAAGCUGAGCUCUUUGCUUGUCGCGAAAACAGUGAAGAAGACUGAUUUUGAACAAAGAAGUGAAAUAGAUGAACUGAAAUUGUCGCGAAAAAAUUAUGUUUUAUAAAACAAGUGUUCUAAUGUUAACACUUCCAUUGGCCAAUAUAUACAUUUUUUAUUCAGUAUGUGUAACGGCGCAAGGAGCUGCUGACUUACUCAAGAUUACAAAACCAACGCCGAGCAUUAUUUCGAAAGAACCAUCAAUAAGAGUAAAAAACCCAACUAAUACCCAAGCAACUGCUUUCCCUACUACAGAGGUUAGUCCUGCGACAUCUGUAGUACCUGAGAUUUGCAUACAUGGUGUAAAAAUUUUAUCAAACGUCAAGCAUGAUACUCAAAAUAUACAAUACGAACAAGAUUUCGUGCAUGUCAUUGAAGGUGAUGCUAUGCUCAGCAUAUUGACUACGGAUGUUGCUUCAUCACUUUUUGUAGUCGAUCGGGUGAACAGAGCAAAUCUAUUGGAUGCCGACUUUGAAAUAGGAGUUCGUGCCAUAUUGGUCGAAGAUGAAACAGUUGCUGAAAAUUUGCUUAUACAAGAGGUACAGUAUCUUCAGCAGUGCAUAGCUCAUGCCAUUGGUAUCUUUGUCGAUUAUGAUUUAUAUAAAAGUUCCGAGAAAUUUAUCAAAGACCUAGAGUACAACAUUUGGCCAAUACUUCCGCCUCGUAUGUAUAUCCUUCCGAAAGUAGCGCAUCUGUUGCACCAAAUGCCUUGGGCCGGCAGUAUAGCAUCUGUGGAAAUUAUCACUGAAAAUUUAAACACUUAUAAUGAGUUUAUUGAGGCUGUGCGUCAUGAACAUAUGUGUCUUAUGCAUUUUAAAAGUAAUGAAAAUAUUUACAUUGUGUUUGGAAAAAAGAUGACGAAGCAUUUCGAAGAUAACAGCACUAUUUUUGCAAUACCCACUGAUCGCACAGAUCGUACAUUUCUAACAGAUCUUCCGGAGAAGUCGUAUGUGUUUAUGGAAAGCGAAGUGGAUCCUGAUAAAAUUGAGGAAAAUUCUACAAUGCCAAUAAUAGACGAGACUUUAAAGAGUACAUUAAUUCAACCGUCCCGGGUUUUCGCUUUUGCGCGACCCUUGCUGGAAAUCGUCCGUUGGUUAAAGGGAUCAUUAAUGCGCAACUGCAAACGGGAGCAAAACAUUUUUGUACUUGAGUCUUGCUUAAACUUUUUAAAUUUCAUCGCUGAUUGGCAGACAACUGAGUAUCGUCAGUAUUACGAACCAGCUAAAAUUUUAGAAUUAUUGCACAUGCAAAGAUUUACUUCUUUUAUGAACCUUAAAAUGUUUCAAAAAAGCACCAAAAUCCCCAAUGAAAGAGCAACGACUAGUCAAGAUCAUACAGAUCUUCAGGAGAUAGCAUCACAAAACUUUGUUACUAACAUAACCACGUUUUAUCAUUACAAUGAAGCUAAUAGCACCAGCAUAGAGUUGAAACCUAAAUUUGGAAAGGUUUUCAAUUGUCAGUAUAGCGCGGGAGACAAUAGACGAUAUCCUUUUUUAUUCGAUGGAGAAUCUGUGAUGUUUUGGAGGAUUAAGCCGGAUGCAUGGGUAGCAACGGGAAUGACUGCAGCUAUUCUUGGCCUAAUAAUUACCUUGGCUAUAUUAGUAUUUAUUGUUGUUCGCAUAUCUUUGGGUGACGUAUUCGAAGGCAAUCCCGUCACAUCGAUAUUAUUGCUGCUUUCUAUGAUUUUAUUAUUCACUUCCUUUGUACCUUUCUCUUUGGAGUAUAUCGGUGAGCAUAAAAACUCACACGUGACAUUUGAAGAUGCCGCCACGCUGAAUACGCUUUGCGCUAUACGAGUUUUUAUUAUGACACUAGCUUAUUGCCUAAUUUUUUCACUAUUACUUUGUCGGGCUGUUAUGCUCGCCUCGAUAGGUUCUGAGGGGGGAUUUUUGUCCCAUGUCAAUGGCUAUAUCCAGGCUGUAAUCUGUAUUUUCAGUAUCCUCGUACAGUUGGGUAUGUCAAUUCAAUUACUUGUCAUUAUGCAUAUCGCUACGGAGAGUAUAUCAUGUGAGAACAUGUACUAUGGCCACUGGUUAUGGCUUUUGGUUGGAUACGAUUUCAUGUUACUUGUGGGCAUUGUUGGAUUGAUUCCUUUUAUAUAUCGCUCUCAACGGAAUUAUCGCGAAGGUAUUCUCAUUGUUAUUGGUGCAGUGUUGACAUUCGCAAUUUGGAUCGUUUGGAUUGGAAUGUCACUUUUAGGGGAUGAGAUGCGUGAUGCAGCAAUAUCUUUAGGCCUACAGGCCACGGGCUGGGCUAUUUUAGUAGGUGUGCUUAUACCGCGGACAUUUCUUAUAGUGCGCGGAAUUGAGCGUUCGGAUAUUGCCCAAGCAUUACCUUCGCUUACUUCACUAGCGUUUGCGCAAAAUAAUCAGUACUCAUCGGAACAGAGCGUUUACGAGUGUGUUAAUCCAGCUAUGCGAAGUUGUUCACAAGCUGAUAUAGUUCAGUCUCCAAGUGAAAUUCCGACUCUUCCCUUGCGCGGUGGUGGACCACGCCGCCAACAAUUUUUCGCCAACUUACGUCAGGCUAAUGCCAAUAUCAACCCACAGCGACAACCGCCUCGACCACAGAGGGGCAGUCCCACACGUUCAGAGUGCUCUUCUUUGCCCGGUUCACCAGAGAGCAGUAAAAUAACCCGGUUUUAGACAAACCAAAACUCCAUGGAAAAUAUAUUAUAUUAACUUACCAAAUAAAACGUAUUUUGAGAUUAUUUUAUUUGUAUCUAGUCAUUCAUAGUCUUUUAAAGACUGCCCUUUUAUUAUACAUACUUAUAUUACAAUAACAUUUUCGAAACAUACUAUAUACAAUGUUAAAAUUAAAUAAAUUAUACUCA